AUGGCCGCUCGUCCCGACAGUAUUCCUGUCGAUAAAGUAGAAAGUCUACUAUGUUGUUCUAUUUGCCUCGAACGACUACAAGACCCACGUACGUUGCCAUGUUUUCAUUCGUAUUGCAAACAUUGCUUGGAGAAUUUCGUGGCGAAACACCGCGAGAAAGCUGCCAAAGCCGGCAAGAAGAUCGAAGAAUUCGAGUGUCCUUCCUGCAGAUCUCUUUUCUGUUUGAAAGAGCACGAAGAAGUCGCCAAUAUACGCGGCAGUCAUUUCAUUCGAAACAUGGUUGAUGUCUUGAACGCCGAACGCGAAGCGAAUGUCUGGAAGUGUUCAAAUCACAGCGAGAAGCCUUCGUGUUGUCGUUGCGUGUCGUGUGAAGCAUUCCUGUGCGAGGAAUGCCUGAAAAUACAUGAAAAUUGGUCCACGUUCAAGGGCCAUUCAGUUCUCACGUUAGAAGAGUUAAAAAAGCCUGAAAAUCAGUCAAAAAUCACAG
Molecule: messenger RNA, 487 nt
Organism: Paramuricea clavata
Lineage: Eukaryota; Metazoa; Cnidaria; Anthozoa; Malacalcyonacea; Plexauridae
Source: the annotation of a GenBank genome assembly